Molecule: messenger RNA, 1475 nt
Organism: Scylla paramamosain (green mud crab)
Lineage: Eukaryota; Metazoa; Arthropoda; Malacostraca; Decapoda; Portunidae
Product: E3 ubiquitin-protein ligase FANCL-like
Exons: 11
Coding region: 258-1391 (377 amino acids)
Biological process (GO): protein monoubiquitination; interstrand cross-link repair
Cellular component (GO): nucleus; Fanconi anaemia nuclear complex
Molecular function (GO): ubiquitin protein ligase activity
Source: RefSeq, a predicted model, not a curated record
CAUGAGGUCUAUGGCCCGUAUUGUGAGAUGCUUUUCUCUCACCGCGACUCUUUUCAAAGGCCAGAGAUGAUUAGUGGGGUUCUCAAAGGUUUCUCGCAUUAAGGAGGACGACAUAAGGCUAUCAGCUGACCUCUGCCCUGGGGUCAUAAGGCUGUCAUUAUGUAUGUGUGAGGACUGAGGAUUAAUUUACCACAGAGUGACCGAGCGAGUCACCAGCCAUUCCCAGCCGCCCCAGAUGAGUGCCUGGAUGGUGGAGCAUGGCCUUGUCUGAGUUCUGCUCUCACUUCCCUCUCCUGUGUCCAAGAUGCCGCCCCUCCAAGCCUCCCCAUGAGUUCUGUGGCUUCGUGGAUAUUGGAGGUGUGGACAGAGAGGUGCGAGUGGAGACUCCACACUUCCCUAGGGUGGAGGGGAUGCGAAUCAGCUCAGACACUUGCCUCCAGGAGCUUGUUGUAUCUCACACGGAUCAGUUACUGGAGGCUCAGAAGACUUCCAGCACUGCCCUUGAGUACUUGCAGAAAUUCCAGAAAGUCUGUACUGAGGCCGUGAGGUGCGACAACAGGGGAAGGGAGGAGGGAGAGCUACAGGUGGAGCUUAAUGAGUCACUGGUGAGGUGUCUGCUGGCUCACCUGGAAGGGCUUGGGUGGUCCAGGGUGCAGCAGGUGUCCCCAAACUUCACCUCCUUCACCCUGCAGACCAGGGAUGCGGGGGAGCGGGUGCACCUUCUACGGGUGAGGGUGGCUGACGGCUACCCACACGAGGAACCCACAGUGGAGGCGGACCUUCCCGGUGGAUUUGAGUUCAACUAUGAGCCGAGUGAGGGUGUGGCAGGUGUGGUGCGGGUGUGGGAGGCACGGCUGGCUUCCCUGCAAGAGUUCUGGGACGUGAUGGACCAGAUAGACAAGGUGGCGCUGGUGCUGGACCCCCCCACCCCCUGCAGGCACCACACCUUCAGGAGACUUCUGCUAGGCAAUCAGGUCAAUGUACAGGUGACCCUUUCGCCGCAGCAGCCCCGCCACCUCCCGCAGUGCCUUCUGUUCGGUCCCUCCAAGCGCACCCGGCCCAUCACUACACGCCUCACCCACACGUACGAGGAGUGGGAUGCAGAGCGGAGUUUUGUGGAGAACCUGGAACACCUACUGGGGGAGAGUGUGGUGAGGGAGUGUGGAGGAGUGGAAGGGGUGGAGCAGGAAGUGGAGUGCCCAAUAUGUUACUCCCUCCACUUCCAAGGAUCACUUCCUGACCAGCCUUGCGAACACUGCUGCACGCCAUUCCACGCUGCCUGCCUCUAUGAUUGGCUGUCAAGUCUCCCUGCCGCCAGACAAAGCAUGAAUAUAAUCACAGGUGAAUGCCCUUAUUGCUCCAAGAAUAUAACUUGCAAGAUCCCAGUGUAAAGAGAGAGAGAGAGAGAGAGAGAGAGAGAGAGAGAGAGGAGAGAGAGAGAGAGAGAGAGAGAGAGAGAGAUCUGUACAAAUAAA